AUGUUGGAUUCUGUUCCUUUGGUAAGUACAAUUUAUAGAUGGAUAGAGAGGAAGCCACUAACAGAGGCAGUUACAUGGACAUCUAGAGAAAAAUUUUGGUUAAUUACAGCUGCAUGUCACUAUGGAACUCAUGAUUGGAAAUCAGUUGCUCAAGUUGUUAGAAAUGCGGGAGAACCAUAUAGACCUCGAGAAUGGUAUACACCAAAAAGCUGUGAGCGCCAGUUUAAAAUUCUUGUAUCUAAUCUUAGCAAGGAAGUAAAAUCAUUGCCCCUCAUUGAUAUGCUGCAACAUAUUGCUGAAGGUUUAAAAAAUGAUUACAUCCGAGAUGCUAAUAAAUCAAAAGAUACCCUAAAAUCGAAGUACUGUAAUUUAUUCAGUGUUUUGAAUCGUGUGAAACAAGGCAAUCUGUCUAGAAAUGAAGUUGUUAGCCUUUAUUCACAAGCAAGAAGAAAUGAAAUUGAAGGUAAACAAUAUAUGGAUCAACUUAUGACUAGGCAAAAUGCUAGCUUAGCUUCUGAAAAUUCAAGUUCUGGGUUAAUAGAAGAGCAGCCAAUUAAGUGGAAUACGCCAUCUGCACCACUAUUAACGAGUCUUCUAAGAUCUCGUAAUACUAUACCAGCUAAUAGAACUGCCACUACGAUUGCUUCUUUAUUACAAUCUCCUGGUGGCACAUCAAGGACUAGAUCAGGAAAAUUAUUACCAUUAACCCCUGUCAUUCGAACUACACAAGGAACUCCUACACUUUCUAAACUCCUCGAAGCUCCAGCAAAUCCUUAUAUAUCAAGUCCACCACAAUCAACACAGAAGAAUAAGUUAAGUGAAGUUGGAACAGAAAAGCUUGUGAAUACUUCUAAAAAAGAGAACUCGCAGUCAACAUCAUUAAAUAGAGUACGAGUAGACAAUAUAACAACCCUUGGGUCUUUUAAUCAAAUCAAUAAAUCUGAUUUAUCUGCUUCGAAGAAACAGAUAUCCAAGACCCCGGUUUCAGCAGUUAAAAAUGGAUCAAAAGCAAAUUCAAGUGUUGUUAAUUUAUUAAGUGAUAGUGAAACUGAAGAAGAUACUAAAAAUACCACUAUUAAAAGUUCGUUUGGAGAUAAAAAAUACACUAGUUGUAGACUAGAACCUAGAGCAACAAGAAGUCAAACUCGAGCAGAAGGCGGUGUUAAACAAUUGAAUGAUACUAAACUGUCUGAUGGAAAGAAAGAAUGUGAAAGCUUGCGACAACAAAGUGGGGAAUCUCAAAUUAACGAAACUCAUUUAAUUGACGAUGAUCUGCUUGAUAUAGACCAAAUUGAAGUUGAACCAUUAUCAUCCGUUCAAGAUGAAAUACAAAUUCAAACUCCUCCUAAAAUGACACGGUCUUCCUUGCAAAGACUUCGUCUAUCAAAUGCAGGAGAUAAUUUAUUGACAAAUAAUAAAGUUAAUAGUAAAGAAACAAGUAAUAAAAAGGUAGAGAAAGUAACUAUACAUCCUGAUUAUAAUUGCUUGUUGGGCAAAACCAAAGAUGAAGUUUCUGUUGAAACGAAUGCUUUUCAAGAUGCUAUUACGUUACGCCACGAUAGUUCGCAAAAUACAUUGACAACACACGAUGGUAAACCAUUGAAACAACACGGAGUAAUUGAAAUAAAAGGAUCAAGUAUAAGGUGUAUUGAUAGUAGAAAAGAUUCAAAAUUUGUGUCACUUACCAACCACCCUAUGGUAGUAGUUAACAAAAUCAAGAAACCAUUUAACAUGAAGCAGAUAAAUAAAACUAAUGAUAUUCAAAUCUCAAACACCGAUGUUAAUAAACCUAUUAGAUUGAAUAAUAGUUCCCUUAAUGUGGUUAAGUUAAUUGAUAGUAGUUGUUCAUUGCCUGCUGAUGAUGUUAUUAUAUGA
Molecule: messenger RNA, 1875 nt
Organism: Macrosiphum euphorbiae (potato aphid)
Lineage: Eukaryota; Metazoa; Arthropoda; Insecta; Hemiptera; Aphididae
Source: the annotation of a GenBank genome assembly